CACUGCACCGGCCCGGACGCAAUUAGGAACUAUUUUAACGACCAUUUUCAGAGUCUGCUCAAAGGAACUCAGUUUGGAUACAAAUUAAUAUUUAAUAUUCUAUAUGGAAGUUUCUGUUUAUAUUCUGAGCAACUUUGUCGCUUCAAACGUGGGAAGAUACAUUAUUUCAACGAAGAAGAAUAAAGUAUGUCAAGAGAUGUUAUGAGCCUGUGACUUUGUCUUUGCUUUGUUGGAUUUGGAAACAUUUACAAACUAAACGUGUCAAACAUGCGGGAGUUUGAUGGAGUUGGAAGCGUGUCACGCCGUGAACCGAGCGGCUCCGCUCACCGGAUUUACCUGCCCUUCAUUCUGCUGCUGCUCAUGUUUACUCCCAGUGUGGACUCGUCUUGGUGGUACAUUGGUGCAUUAGGUGCACGGGUCAUAUGUGACAACAUUCCAGGGCUGGUGAACAAGCAGAGGCAGCUCUGCCAAAGACACCCAGAUCUUAUGCAAUCCAUCGGGGAAGGAGCCAAAGAGUGGAUCCGAGAAUGCCAGCACCAGUUCCGACACCAUCGCUGGAACUGCAGCACGCUGGAGAGAGACCAUACUGUGUUCGGCCGCGUCAUGUUGCGCAGUAGCCGUGAAGCAGCAUUCGUUUAUGCAAUCUCCUCUGCGGGAGUCGUUUAUGCCAUCACUAGAGCUUGCAGUCAAGGAGAGCUUAAGAUCUGCGGCUGCGACACCCACAGGAGAGGCAGGGCGAGCGAUGAAGAGGGCGACUUUGACUGGGGCGGUUGUAGCGACAACAUCAACUACGGUAUUAAGUUUGCCAAAGCUUUUGUGGAUGCCAGAGAGAGGAUGGUCAAAGAUGCCAGAGCACUGAUGAAUCUGCACAACAACCGCUGUGGGAGAAUGGCAGUAAAGCGUUUUAUGAAGACUGAAUGCAAGUGUCAUGGAGUCAGUGGGUCAUGUGCUCUCAGGACGUGCUGGCUGGCUAUGUCUGAUUUCCGGCGAACGGGGGACUACUUGAGAAAGAAGUACAAUACUGCUGUGGAGGUCACCAUGAACCAGGAUGGUUCAGGCUUCAUGGUUGCUGACCGAGAUUACAAGAGAACGACCAAAAAUGAUCUAGUAUACAUUGAGAACUCUCCAGACUAUUGUCUAAUGGACAGAUCGGCGGGUUCUCUGGGUACAGCAGGACGGGUGUGUAACAAGUCUUCCAGAGGCAUGGACGGCUGCGAGGUCAUGUGCUGCGGCCGCGGGUACGACACCACGCGUGUGAAACGUAUGAGCAAAUGCGAGUGCAAGUUCAAAUGGUGCUGCGCUGUGGAGUGCAGGGACUGUGAGGAAACUGUGGACGUUCACACCUGUAAACCACAUAAGAAACCCGACUGGCUCGAUUUGACCUGACUGCCACGACAUUGACCAAUCAGCAGCUACUGGUGCUUUUCUGUUCUCAGGUUUUUGAAGUGGGCCACCGCAAUGUGGGAUGUGCAGUUUCUGACUAUAACGCUCUGAUCUCCACUUGCAGAACCCUGAACUUUACCCUCCUUCAAUGAUGCAAGCGCAGAGAUCACAGGCCAGUCUGGAGCACUGGUAGACGGUUGGUGUCAUGGGAAAUCAUACAGUAGGCAUUGUCUGGUGUUUAAUAGAAUGAACUGUGAUCAGGACACAAUCCUUUCACUAUUUGCAAACUGUGAAACACCUUUUACUGAUAAUAUGUGUGCCUAUCGAAUUAUGUUUUUGGACAGCUUUGAUAAAUGCAUCGAUGGAGUUUUAGGGAAGAACAACAUGCGGCAUCAGUUCAAGAUUCCAUAGCAAUAAAUCGCAUUUCACGCCAAGAACAAUUCCAUUUAACAGUUCAAAAUAAUACUUUGAAGGGUGCUGUAAAAAUGAUAUUCAACAGUGAUAACUGUUUCCCUUCAUUUACCUUUACAUGGACCAUAAUUCUGAUACAUGACUUGUGCAUGAAAUAAUCAGAUCAAUGAUUAAUUUAUAGUGAAAUGCCAUUGUCACUGUAUUUCAGAGAAAUAUAUCUUUCAUGUUAUCUUUUGAAAAUACCUAAGCACUUAAACAUCCCUUCAAAUAUGAGCACUUUUUUUGGUUUGGUAAAGUUUGGUUCCAAAAACUUUUUUUUCCCUGAUGGAUUUCUCAGUGAAAUGUGAUGUUUAUUGAAAUAAAGAGUCCAAACCAUCAAAUACCAUGACUGUAGACUGUUUGCACAUUGCGAUUAGAUUCAUUUCACGCAGAACAUAAAACUGUACACUCAAAUCUGAUUGGCUAGAUUCUGUGCAAUUUCUGAAUAGGGUUGAGUUACAUUUUAGACACAAGUUACUGUUUUUGCUGUCUUUUGCCAACGAAAAUAGUCUCAAACAAAGCCACAGAAGAACUGUUUUGAAUCUCUGAGUGACACAUGACCAACCCAGGCUCAUUGGAAAUACGUGCCUUUACAUACAUUUCUGCAGCAUUGUAAUUACGUACUUUACUGCACGUUUCUGGACCGGGACGUGCGUCUAAAUGUUAAUGCUCUAUCGUGUUGGAAAUAUCCACUACACCAAACACAACCCUAAUCCUAAC
Molecule: messenger RNA, 2553 nt
Organism: Labeo rohita (rohu)
Lineage: Eukaryota; Metazoa; Chordata; Actinopteri; Cypriniformes; Cyprinidae
Gene: wnt2ba
Product: wingless-type MMTV integration site family, member 2Ba
Exons: 5
Coding region: 268-1386 (372 amino acids)
Biological process (GO): canonical Wnt signaling pathway; multicellular organism development; neuron differentiation
Cellular component (GO): extracellular region
Molecular function (GO): cytokine activity; frizzled binding
Source: RefSeq, a predicted model, not a curated record